GGGAGAGCAGAUAUAGUGAAUGCAGGUUCUGGGGAGAGCAGAUAUAGUGAAUGCUGGUUCUGGGGAGAGCAGAUAUAGUGAAUGCAGGUUCUGAGGAGAGCAGGUAUAGUGAACGCAGGGUCUGGGGAGAGAAUAUAUAUUGAAUGCAGGGUCCAGGGAGAGCGGAUAUAGUGAACGCAGGGUGUGUGGGGAAUGUGGAUAUAGUGAAUGCAGGGUCCAGGGAGAGCGGAUUUAGUGAAUGCAGGGUCCGGAGGAGAGCAGAUAUAGUGAAUGUUCUAGGGUCACUGGUUCAAAUUCCAACCACUGGGUCCGGGAAGAGCGAAUAUAGUGAAUGCGGGGUCCCGGGAGAGCGGAUUUAGUGAACGCAGGGUCCGGGGAGAGUGGAUUUAGUGAACGCAGGGUCCAGGGAGAGCGGAUAUGGUGAAUGCAGGGUCCAGGGAGAGUGGCUAUAUUGAAUGCAGGGUCCAGG
Messenger RNA from Staurois parvus, 469 nucleotides. The record is from the annotation of a GenBank genome assembly. NCBI's taxonomy places the organism in Eukaryota, Metazoa, Chordata, Amphibia, Anura, Ranidae.